GUUGCCCACCGACAUCAAGGGCAAGCGCAGCCUCCGUUCCCGCCAAUGCCGCUUGGGCCCGGUCACCAGGCCUCGAAUUAUCUCUUGGCUACUGGCCCCGUCCCCAUGCCAACUGCCACCCCUUCUCCAGGGGAUCGUGAAGAAGCCAUUCGAGAGGCUUGCAAGGCGCAUGACAUUGGCAAAGCAGCUUUGAUCAUUUCGAAACUUCCGGAUGAUGAAGGGCUGCAGAUCUUGCCCAACGUGCUGGAAGAGCUCUGUCAGGGGCUGGUUGACGUAGCAGAGGCCGAUGGCGAGGAGGGAAGAUUGAGAAACGUGAAUGCGGAGAACCUCGCAGAGCUUGCCCACCAAAUGGGAAGGAUUCCUGUCCCAGCUGGUCAGCAAAUCUUCGUUUCGAAAAUUAUGCAGAUUGUUGCGGACAAGGCCAAGUACAGGACGGAAGAGAUGCAGCCUCGCUAUCUUGCUCGCAUGGUCUGGGGAUAUGCAGGGGCCGGUUCCCGAAAUGACUCCCUUAUGUCGGUCGUGGCUGCGGCAGUCGUGAACAAGAGCAGAGGCUUCAGCCAUGAGGAGCUUGCCAACACGGCAUGGGCGUUUGCGAAGUGCGGGCUGUGGAAUGCGCAACUGGCGCAGUGCCUUCAACGUGAGUGCAUGGAAAAGAUUGACACCUUCAGCACCCAGAGCCUGGCGAGCAUCUCUUGGGCAAUGGCCCAGUGGGGCACCCGGGAGGAGCCGCUCCUGCGGGCGAUUGCACAAGCACUCCACAGGCAGAAAGCGCACUUCGAGCCAGCUCAAAUGUCCAUGGUCUCGUGGGCAUUUUCGACGCUGAGCUUCAAGUAUGAUCCGCUGAUGAAUGCGAUCAUGUACGAAUCGAUCGAACAGAUCAGCCAAUUUUCUAAUUCUGAGUUGGCACACCUUGCGUGGGCUUUUGCGAAUCUGAGAGUCCAGGACAGGGGCCUUCACUUGGCCAUUUCCCAGCAAGUGCAGAGGAAUUCGGCCAGCAUGGAGCCUCCGGAGAUUGCCAACAUAGCGUGGGCCUUUGCCAAGAACCAGAUGGGAAGUGACUCAGUGAUGAGGAUCAUUGCGGAGCAGGCAGAGCCACAGAUUGGCAGCUUCAAGGCAGCAGAGAUCACUAUGCUGACUUGGGCCUUUGCCGUUUCCGGGCAGCAACAUGUUGGCUUGAUGUCUGAAAUUGGCUCGAAGGUUGCCAAGCGGGCUGAAAAGUUUUCCCCCGCGCAGUUGGCCCAUGUGACAUGGGCCUUUGGGGCACUUGCGAUGAGGCAGCAAGAUCUUUGUGAGAGGGUGGCCAUGUGUUUCGAGCACAACAAGGACAGCUUCACUGCGCAAGGCUUGGUGCAGAUUGUUUGGGGUUUUGCCAUGGUGCAGUACAGGGACAAAGCCUUCAUGGACCUAGCUGCGCCUUACAUCAUUCGGGGCAUUCACGACCUGAAGCCUUUGGCCCUUUGGCGCUGUGCUUGGGCGUACAACACUCUUCUGGUCAGCCAUGCAGAACUCCGAAAGGCCGUGUUGGCCGCCGCGGCGAGAAGGGUCAACGAGUUUUCCCUGAAGGGCCUGGCGCGGCUCGUGGAGAGCUACAUGAUUGGUCACAGAACGCCCAACCAAGAAGGGUUGGAGCUGCACCUGAAGGAACGGCUAUCCAUGGCCGUUCAGGGUUUUAAUCGACUGUUUCCGGAUUUCGCAUCACUCAGCGAAAUCAAUGAUGAGGCAUUGCCGCCGCUGCAACACGUUGGCAUGGCCGACUUGCGCGUCUUUGCCACCAAGUCCAUCCUCGAAGAGCUUGGAUUCUCAUCGCCGAACUGGGGCUUUGUUUCGCGUUGCCUGAAGGAGGUUCACAGACGACGCCUGACCGAUUGCGUGGCCUUCGAGGUCAAGGUUGAUAGCGCGUUGCAGCAGGCUGAGCUGAAUGAGUUCCACGUUCGAGCGUUUGGCGAGGGGAUGGUGGAUGAUGACGUUCUGGAGGCCACGAGCACGUUCGUAGCGGAUGUUUUCGGCAGCACUCCAGCAAGCGAGGCAGUUCUGCAUGCCUUGGCGGAAGUCUGCGCGAGCAUCUACAGAACCCUCCUUGUACAUCAUCAGUCGGAAGCUGACUGUCAGGCUGUGCGUGGAAAUCUGCGGAUGUUCCUGUCGCAGGUCCCUUCAUUCAGCAGCAUUGCGCUGUUGGUGCAGCUUCGGACCAGAUUCCCGAACGUCAAAAUUGAGUUCGUGGAGAUGCAGAUGACACCUCCAAAGAGUGCUCUGAAGUGUGUGGGCAUGGAGAGCCAGUAG
This is a messenger RNA of Symbiodinium pilosum, 2280 nucleotides long. NCBI's taxonomy places the organism in Eukaryota, Dinophyceae, Suessiales, Symbiodiniaceae. The record is from the annotation of a GenBank genome assembly.